This is a messenger RNA of Chaetura pelagica (chimney swift), 3057 nucleotides long. It is a transcript of the gene BUB1B, whose product is annotated as BUB1 mitotic checkpoint serine/threonine kinase B. Gene Ontology annotation, molecular function: ATP binding; protein kinase activity. Gene Ontology annotation, biological process: meiotic sister chromatid cohesion, centromeric; protein phosphorylation; mitotic spindle assembly checkpoint signaling. The record is from RefSeq and is a predicted model, not a curated record. The transcript has 22 exons. NCBI's taxonomy places the organism in Eukaryota, Metazoa, Chordata, Aves, Apodiformes, Apodidae. Bases 1 to 3057 code for a protein of 1018 amino acids.
AUGUCAGAGGACCGCACCGAUGCGUGGGAGCUGAGCAAAGAGAACGUGCAGCCCCUCCGGCAGGGCCGGGUCAUGGCCAGCUUGCAGGAAGCGCUGUCUCUGCAGGACACCGCCACCCACACUGCUGUUCAGCUCAAAAAACAUUGUGCAAAUUACUGUAGUGAGCCCUUGGAUGUGUACAGCUACCUACAGAGCCAGGAAAUUGGCACAACUCUGGCACUGCUCUACAUAACGUGGGCAGAAGCACUUGAGGCUAGAGAAAGUUUUAAGAAAGCAGAUCUGAUCUUCCAGGAAGGUCUUCAGCGCAAGGCUGAGCCUUUGGACAAGCUCCAGUCCCACCACAGGCAGUUUCAGACCCGUGUUUCUCGGCAGACACUGCUGGGGCUGGAGGAAACUUCUGAUGAAAAUGACAUGGGUCUUCUGGGAGCUUCAGAACCUCAGAGAAAGUCACUGGCAGAUCUAAAAGGCAGGGGGAAGAAGAAAGUGAGAGCUCCUAUUAGUCGGGUAGGAGAUGCACUUAAAGCCACAAACCAAACCAGAACCUUCCAGACUCUACCUUCUCAGCAGCUUUCAAGUAAUCCCGGUUUUGCUGUGUUUGAUGAAAAUUCAGUUUCUGGACCUGAGCUUCCCAUCAUUACCCCACAGCCUUGGGCAGCACCUCCAGCUCCACGGGCCAAGGAGAACGAACUAAGCGCAGGGCCUUGGAACUCUGGCAGGCACCCUCGCAGCCACGUGCAACCUGCAGUAGAAGUGCCCUGCCCAAUGCCCAGUUUCACCCCCUACGUGGAAGAAUCAGACCAGCAACAACUCAAGACUCCCUGCAAAAUUGAACCCAGCAUAAACCGUGUGCUAAGCGCCCGCAGACUUCAGCAAGAGGAGGAUCCAUUGCAGCGAGUGCAGCACCAGCAGCAGGAGACUCAAGAAAAGAAAGAGGUGGUGAUGUACUGUAAAGAUAAAGUUUAUGCUGGAGUUGAAGAGUUUUCUUUGGAAGAGAUCCGAGCUGAAAUCUACAGAAAGAAAGCAAAACAGAAAAAUGAAGAGGAGAUGCAGGCUAUAGCCCAGCAGAGGGAAGAAGUACAAAGGCAAAUUAAGGAGCUGGAGAAGAUAUUAAAGGAGAAAGCUGACAAGCAGCAACAACCAUGUGAACGGCCAACAGAGAGAACAGAACCUUUGCCACCUUUAGGACCCCAAGUAUUUACUUUUUCCAGUGCAACAGAAGCUGGGCAGCAACGGCCUUGGUUGCGAAGUGAAUCCUGGGUCUCUGAAGGUACUUGGCUAGAGAAACCUGCUUGUUCUGAGGAUACAGAAAGGGGAAGUGUGUUUUUAGACUCGGAGGAUGAACAGGAGAAACAGAGGGAUGAGACCAGCCUUGGGAAAAAAGGUGUAGGUCUUUUCCCCUCGGAUCCUGCCACAUCUUUCUCCAUAUUUGAUGAAUCCUCUACUUUGGCAAAUCAGAAUACAAGUUGUUCUGCAGAUCGUACACAGAAAAGUGCCCGGCGGCCUCUUGCUGUUCGUAAACCUUCCGAUUCCCUAACUGCCAAGGAAAACAUCCCACCAGAAGCCUGUGUAAGGAAACAGAUGAAUGGAAUUGAACCUUUGACUGAAGAUGCAAUUGUGACAGGCUCCUACAAGAACAUAACCCUUUGUGCCAACCCAGAAGACACGUGUGACUUUGUUAAGGCUGCCCAUCUGGCCUCAACACCCUUUCAUGGAGUAGCAGUUCAGAGAGUCCCAGCUCCUGCUUUUCCACAGGGUGUCCUGAAGGACGACUGCCCAGAAUCAAAGAGGGCACCUCUGAGUCAGGAAACGCUGGUUGGUGAGGGUGCCUACAGUGAAGCUCUGUGUGUAAACAAGCUGAGCCCCAUCAUGGAAGCAAGCCUGGAAGACACUCGCUCGUCAGCCGGUUCUGUCCCCUCAGGAUCUUCUCUUUCCUCUGUUACACAAAUAUCUACCAUUAAAUACCUGCAUAUCCCUGAGAAACUGGAACUUGCUCAGACCUUGCCUGCUGGACCUGAUUCUGGAGGUGAUGAUGUAGUCCAGUCCUUGUGGGGCGCUGAACAGCGCAAGAAGCUUUUGGACCCUCUGCCAGAAUCACUGAGUGCUGCUCCAAAUCUGCACGUGGAGACUGGGGCUCUGCCUGGCCUGGAGUUGGAGAAAGAUGUGGAGCUGGGAAAUGAGACUUACUCUAUCAAAUGGGAAUAUUGGACCAAUGAAGAAUGCAAGAUGUUGUUUGCCAUUCCACCUGACUUUCUCCAGCUGGAUGCAAAGGGGUUUGCAAUUAAGGUAUAUUCUCAGCCUGUGCCUUGGGAUUUUUAUAUCCUACUGCAGUUGCAGGAGCGUUUGGAUGCUGACUUUGACCAGAGCUUCAGUGAGAACUGCAGCUGUUUCCUGUAUCACAAUGGCUGUGCUCUUCUGCACAGGGAUAUCAACCGCUUCACGCUUGGGGAUGUUAUUCGUGGCUACAAGUCCAUUACAGAGGAAGUUCUCCUACUGUUUGUUUAUGACAUUCUGAGUGUGGUAGAGAAGCUCCACAAAGCAGAGAUUGUCCACGGAGAUCUGAGUCCAGAGGCGUUCUUUCUGGGAGACAGGAUCUAUGAUCCAUUUAAUAGUGAGGAGACGACAAGAGCUCUGAAGAUGGUGGAUUUCUCUCACAGCCUAGAUCUGAGGUUACAGCCUGGAGUAGGUUUGCCCAACAGCCUUCCAAUAACCCAGACCCCUCAUGGGAAACAGCUUCUGGCAAAAAGUUCCCUUCCUUAUCAGGUGGACUUGGUUGGCAUUGCAGAUAUAGUCCAUUUGAUGCUGUUUGGGGAUCAUGUCCAGGUCUAUCAAGAGAAUUCCAUCUGGAAAAUCAGCCAAAAUGUAUCAAAGGCUGUUGCCAGUGAUUUCUGGAGUAAACUUUUGGGGAGAAUUCUGAAUGCAGAUGGUAAGGCCACAGUGCCUCUGCUGAAGGAGUUAAGAGAGGAAGUAAGUGACAUGUUUGACAGCUGCCGCCAAGACCGACUUUAUGAAUCAUUAAUUGCACUGGGAGAGACCUUCCGCUUGGAUAACUUCCUGUGA